UCAGGAAGUUGACGUAUUUGAUUGUUCUGGUCUGGGUCCGUUGACUCCCGGUCCUGGUCCGCUCAGCCUCCUCCGGUCGUCGCCAUGGUGCAGAUGAUGGAGUCGCAGUGCGAGUACUUCAUGUAUUUCCCGGCGGUGCCCAUCACGGACCUGUCGGACCCGGCCCGGUACCGUAGCCUGCCCCGCCGGAGCCAUCUCUACCUGGGCGAGACGGUCCGCUUCCUCCUGGUGCUGCGCUGCCGGGAUGCUGCAGCGACACCGAGCGAACUGGGCCCCGGGGGCGCUGAUGCUGCAGCAGGCAGUUUUGGGACAGAAUCGCCCAGCAGCCGAGCCUGGAGGGAGCUGGCCGGCUCCCUGUGCGCCGUGGCCAGCGUGAGCCCAGGUGAGAACAGCCGUCACCGAGGCAACCACCACCAGGACUACCACAGCAGCGGGGACGAGGCCAACGAGGACGGCGAGGACGACUACAUCGCUGCGGCCGAAGCGGCCAUCGCGGCCCUCGGCAGCAGAGUGGACUCCCGGUGCCGCAGCUUCAGGGACUGCAAACCGCUGCUCAUCCACAACUCAUCCGGGUCGGCGCUGAGGGAGUUCCGCAGGGCGCCUGUUCAGUCUCCUCUGGACGAGCCGGUGGUUCUGACAGACGAAGUGAUCUUCCCUCUCACUGUCUCUCUGGACAAACUUCCUGUCAACACCCUGAAGGUCAAGGUCAUGGUGACGGUGUGGAAGAAGGAAGCAGAGAAGGUGGAGGUUCAGGAACUUGGAUACCUGAGCGUCCUGCAGCAGCGAGAACCGACACACACGUUCAGACACGACCUGAACACCUUCAAAGCUCAGGUAAGCACCACCCUGACCGUCCUGCCGCCUCCAGCCGUCCGCUGCAAGCAGAUGACCGUUUCUGGGAAGCACCUCGCCGUUUUGAAAGUCCUGAAUGAAUCUUCUCAGGAGGAGCUGAGUAUCCGGGACGUUCGGAUUUUACCCAACUUGAACGCCUCAUACCUUCCCAUGAUGCCGGACGGCUCUGUGCUGCUGGUGGACAACGUUUGCCAUCAGUCCGGUGAGGUCGGCAUGGCGACUUUCUGCCGCGUGGACAGCAGGGCCUGCCGCCUUCCCAGCAUGCUCGGCGCUCUCGAGGAGCACGACUUCCUCUUCCAGCUGCACCUGAAUGACGUUCCACAGGAUGACUCUAACGAGGGUUUUGAGGUUCCUUUGGUUGCGGUGCUGCAGUGGUCCACUACCAAGAUGCCUUUCACCAACUGCAUCUACACCCACUACAGGCUGCCCAGCAUCCGUCUGGACCGGCCCCGGUUCGUCAUGACCGCCAGCUGUCCCAGCUCCGUCAAAGUCAAGGAGCACUUCAAGGUCAAAUACGUUCUGAUCAACAACCUGCAGGAUUUCCUGGCUGUCCGGCUCGUCUGGACUCCCGAAGGUCGUGGUCGGGGGGAGGACACCGCGCUGGCGCCGGUGGUUUGUCACACGCCACUCAGCAACCUCGGUCACUGUCGCAAAGGAAGCACUCUGAGCUUUAGCGUCUCCUUCCAGAUCCUGAAACCAGGACUGUACGAGCUGAGUCAGCACAUGAAGUUAAAGCUUCAAUUCACAGCUUCGGUUUCCAACCCUCCCCCCGAUGCUCGGCCGCUCUCACGUAAAAAUAGUCCGUCCAGCCCCGCCGUGCGAGACCUGCUGGACCGACACCAGGCCAGUCUGGGUCGAUCCCAGUCCUUCUCGCACCAGCAGCCGUCCCGAUCACACAUCAUGAGGACGGGCAGUGCCAUGGAGCGCCGAGCUAUCACGCCGCCUGUCGGCUCCCCGGUCGGCCGGCCACUCUACCUGCCUCCGCAGGACAAAACGCUGCUGUCUGUGGACAAGAUCGCCAAGAGGGAAUGUAAGGUUCUGGUGGUGGAUCCAGUCGGCUAAUUUUCACUUGGAAUAUAAAAACAGGAACCGAACAAAAAAGUGUGAAACUACUGAACAGAGCUGGCUCUCCUACGUCUUUGAUGUUGGAUUGUCCUUCUGGAGACCUUCAUGGAGAAGCUGCUCCACAUUCUGAGGAACUAGUUUUUAAUGUAAUAUAUUUAUUGUUUUUAUGUAUUCACAGGCAGCUUCACAGAUCCAGAACAUUUCCUCAAAGUAUUAAGCUGUUUGCUUCUCAAGAAGUUCUGUGCAGGUUGUUACUAAACUGGGAGGCUGACUCUGGGAACCAGGUGGAGAACCUGCUGAAGCUUCAAAUCAGGACUGAGUUUUGUUUUCAUUGCUUUGAGGAUUCCAGGUCGCAGAAGUGGAGCCAAGUAUCAGGGUUUCCCUAUGAUUAGCACCAAGCUGCAGAGUUUUCCUGAAUCAGGCUGGAAAACAGAGUUGCUUUAUAGUGUUACCUCAGUGUUUCUCUAGUAUUUAUGGUGGAAGAUGUUACAGUCAGCUGGAGACAGCUUCAGUUCUGCUUCUCCAUCAUCUGUUUACAAUCAGCAGCUGCACCAUUCCUCUUCAGGUUACUGAAUGUAAAAAGAACCGGUUGGUCCGAUCCACAUGGUGGCUACGCUGGAGCUACUGCUGGAUGGACUGUUCUGUUCACUUUCUGCUGUGAUCUCUAAUAUAGUUAGAUGUUUAAAAGUC
Messenger RNA from Girardinichthys multiradiatus, 2607 nucleotides. It is a transcript of the gene trappc14, whose product is annotated as trafficking protein particle complex subunit 14. Lineage: Eukaryota; Metazoa; Chordata; Actinopteri; Cyprinodontiformes; Goodeidae. Gene Ontology annotation, cellular component: TRAPPII protein complex. The transcript has 13 exons. Bases 85 to 1914 code for a protein of 609 amino acids. Gene Ontology annotation, biological process: cilium assembly. Gene Ontology annotation, molecular function: alpha-tubulin binding. The record is from RefSeq and is a predicted model, not a curated record.